Molecule: messenger RNA, 1163 nt
Organism: Seriola dumerili (greater amberjack)
Lineage: Eukaryota; Metazoa; Chordata; Actinopteri; Carangiformes; Carangidae
Gene: mrps15
Product: mitochondrial ribosomal protein S15
Exons: 8
Coding region: 118-876 (252 amino acids)
Biological process (GO): translation
Cellular component (GO): ribosome
Molecular function (GO): structural constituent of ribosome
Source: RefSeq, a predicted model, not a curated record
GCUAGUUUGGUCUAGUAAAAAUGGCGAACCUCAUGUAGGGGUCGAAUACAACUACCUGUCACAUUUCCUUCACUUUCAGUGAAUUUAUUUUCUACCUUGUUAGCUCUCCUGUGAGCCAUGUUCACAAACAUAGCUCUGCGGUCCGUCCUGAAAUCCUCAACUGGUGUUUUGCGAGAGCUGUCCUCUGCUACGCCAGUGAAACCGUGGACAUGCAACUCGGCUUUAUUAACGGGACCGAGAGUCAGCUGCGUUCCAGGGAGCUUUGCCAUUCCACUAGCAGUGAGACAUUAUGCUCGGGGUGCAAAGAAAAAGAAGACAGGCCCUCCAAGCCAGCUCAGCGAUCUUCCUCCAACAAUGCUGAGGAUGGAUUAUGCGGCUGUACCCCUCGCUCAAACGACUGAUGAUCUUGUCAAAAGACUUCUUUCAUUGGAGUUAGCGUGUCAUAGUGACAAGCUACAGCUGAAAAAGGAGCAACUGGUUGCAAAAGUCCAGAGGGAUGAGAAUGACCGAGACUCCGUGGAAGUCCGGGUGGCUAGUUUGACAGCAAGAAUCCGAAACUAUCAGGAGCACUUGCAGAAACAUCACAAGGACAAAGCUAACAAGAGGCGGAUGCUCAUGGCCAUUGACCGAAGAAAAAAGCUUUUGAAACACCUUAGGUUGGUUCGCUAUGAUGCCUUUGAGAGAGUGUGUGAGCAGCUGGGCAUCACUUACACUUUCCCCCCAGAGUACUACAGACGGGCCACCCGUCGCUGGGUGGCCAAGAAGGCGCUCUGCAUUAAGGUCUUCAAAGAGGUGCAGAAGCAGAAAGCAGAGAAGAGACUACAGAUGAAGCAAAGUAUAGCCUCCACGGGGACAGAGGCAGCCAAGGCCCAAUAAAAGACAACAUAUACUGUAUAUUACAACGCUUGAUUCUACAUGUUUGUCUUGACCAGUGUCUUUACUUUUACACCUUUAGAUGUGGUAAUGCGGCAUUCUGAUAACCAACUCCCUUUUUUCACAUGGUACCAUCAUAAAAUAUUAUUUGUUUUUGCUUUCAGGUUGAUGUCAGAGUUGUCUGAAAAUGUCAGAAUUAAAUUGAAUAAAGUGACCUAGAAAGUGAUGUUAAAAUGAGCUUUGAAAUUUUGUUUGUGCUGAAAUAUAUUGCCAUCAAUUAAAGAUGUAUC